Messenger RNA from Olea europaea var. sylvestris, 2394 nucleotides. RefSeq lists its product as uncharacterized. The transcript is spliced from 5 exons. The record is from RefSeq and is a predicted model, not a curated record. Bases 263 to 2362 code for a protein of 699 amino acids. NCBI's taxonomy places the organism in Eukaryota, Viridiplantae, Streptophyta, Magnoliopsida, Lamiales, Oleaceae.
ACUCAUAUACUUUUCUGGUGUACUCCGAAGCAUGCUUUACAAACCUCACAACGACUAAUUAAUUAUUUUCCUUUUUGAUAAAUUUCUCCGCAAAAACAGGACUCUCUCUUUCUCUCUGUCUGACUGUGUGAAAGUUCCACGUUUGGGUGUUUAAAUUUUUGAAUUUCCACUCGAAAUCCCCUACCCCAAUUCCAUUGGAUUUCCUUCCCACGGCCGACCUUAUUGUUUAGAACCCAAACGCUGUCCUUCUCGGCAGUGGCAAAUGAGGGGAAUAUCCAUAAGUCACUCUCAUCCCAGACCCUGCUCUGGGAAGAAAACAUCAAGAAAGGACAGGAAUAAUGGGGAAGCUGAUAAUGUUAUUCUCAUCGAUGUAGAUCCUGAUCAUUUCGACAAUGUUAUUAUCAUUGAUGUCCCUGAAUCUUUGCCUAAGAAAUCCCGAGGUUCAAGCUUGCUCAGGAAAGACAAAAAGUGGCCAUAUGUUAUAUGUAUUGAUGAUGAUGAAAGCACAGAUGACAACUGUUCUGGUAUUGGUGUAAAUGCCAAUGGUAGUUUCUCUAAUAGUGCCACCUGUAGCAAGAAGUCUUGCCUUGCCUCCAAAGAGUUUGAAAAUGCUGCAGAUUCUGCUGGUGUAGAAUGCCAGUUUGUUCCAGGAAAUGCGACUCCAGUUAGGUUAUCAAAAUGCAAGCGCACCUACUCUGGAAAAGCUUCCACUAGAAAUGGUUAUGGUCCAGGUGUCAAUUCAGAAGGUGAUUUAUCUGGUAAAUAUUCUCCGGAUUGUGUGAUAAUGGAAGAUUCUUCUGGAGAGCUUCAAAAACAGUGGGAAAAGGCUUUCUUCAGGAGAAAAAAAGAUAAGUGUAAUGGUAGAUAUGAUGCUAAAGACUGUGAUGAUACUUCAAGGGCUUCCAAUGAAAAUCACCACCAGAAUGUUACAGAGGAAAUCAAGAGCGGAAAAUAUGAGGAAGCCCCAUUUUGUUCUAGUACUAGCAAAUCCAGUGAAGAAAAUGAAGCUUCAUCUCCUUUUGUUGCCAAAGAGGACGACAAUUUCAGCAGCACAUUUUUUAAGGAUCCUACCCCUGAUGAUAUUUCUUUGCAGUCAGUGCUGAAAACACACAUGCAGUAUAAUCAGCCUGCUAGUAAUGAGAGAUCACAUUCUGGGGCUGAAUAUUCUCCUUUCAACUUUACUGAGCAGCAGUCUUCCCAACAUUAUGAUUUAGGUAGUUCCAGCUGUCACAAGAAGCAAAACCAGCACUCUCCUCCUUUGUCUCAUUUUCCUUGUGAUGGACAUGGAACUAAGCAAGUUAAUCAUACAACUUCUCUUGAAGAUGAUGAGGAAUUCAUGCGCAAGCAUCAAAAUUCAUUUGAAACUAAUAUUGAUCAUGACAGAUCUACUGUAAGGACCAGAGCUGAGAAGUUUCAAGAGAAAGUUACUGUUAGUGAUAAGGAUAUUGAGCAUUCACAAACCUGUGAACCAGGUGCAACUAGCAGUGUCAAGGAAAAGGAGAACUUAAUGUCUGAAAAUUCUUCAUUUGUGCAGUUUUCUUCACUGAAUGAUCAAGUUAAAGAUGACGCUACUAGAGUUGGACCUGUCUCUGAAGAAGCCUUCUUCUGUAAAAACUAUUCUCUUGAUCCAAAAAAUGUAAUUGACAAUAGCAAGUUGGUUCCAGAGAUGCCAUCAUCCUGCAAUAGGCAUCUUAAUGAAACACAAGCUAGAGAGGAUGAUUCUUGUUUGGACGAGGCUGCAGAAAAGCUCAUUGAACCUGUAUCAAACAGUCUUAGGGUGGUUGAAAGAGAUUAUUCACAACAUACCCGACAUGGAGAAAAUUCGCAAGGUGUUGAGACUUGUAUCAUUAAUGAACGAGAAAAGCUUAAGGAAACAGAUGAAUACAAAAGAGCAAUAGAAGAAGAGUGGGCUUCUCGGCAUCGAGCAUUACAAAUUCAGGCUGAAGAAGCACAACACUUGAGGCAAUUGCGGAAGAGACAAAAAGCUGAAAGCAUGCGUUUGUUGGACAUGGAAAGAAGACAAAAGCAGCGGGUGGAAGAAAUACGUGAGACUCAAAAGAAGGAUGAGGAAAAUAUGAACUUGAAGGAGGCAAUUCGUACCGAGGUCAGAACACAACUUAAGAAAUUGGAAACCAUGUGCCAUGAUAUGGCUUCUCUGUUGCAUUACUUAGGAAUCAAGAUGGCUAGUUGGCCUCAUCCAUCACCACACGAGAACUUGCAUUGGAUUGGGCUUGAAGAACUGCUGUUCUUGAGUGUUCAGUGGCUUUCACAUUCAAACAAUAUCUUCAUCCUUGCUAAAAGCAAACAGCAUGUCCAUGGAUCUUAUGGGAAGUUCACAAAAUAUUUACGCAGCUGUGUUUAAACAGUUUGAAUCUAUUAUCCUCGCUGAUGAAA